Molecule: messenger RNA, 3285 nt
Organism: Rhinichthys klamathensis goyatoka
Lineage: Eukaryota; Metazoa; Chordata; Actinopteri; Cypriniformes; Leuciscidae
Gene: susd1
Product: sushi domain containing 1
Exons: 20
Coding region: 502-3237 (911 amino acids)
Molecular function (GO): calcium ion binding
Source: RefSeq, a predicted model, not a curated record
AUAAUUCCAAUGUGAUAUUUUUGGGAAAGAACUUAAAUUUUGUUUUAGGUUAUUCUUUUGUGCAUCAGAAAUAUAUAGACCAGAUCUACUCCUCCAAAAAGAUAGCCCAUCAGCGGAAAUUGAAGAUGGGUGUAUUCACAGCAGUUUGGCAGCUUUCAUAAACAGCAGCCAAAAAUAGUCAUAAUCAGCAUGUGGCCAGUGAUGGUGCAAUUCCUGUGGCCAUAAGAAUGAGCAGGUUCCCUCUCGGAGAGCGACAUUUAACUGAAUGUGUCAGCGCUGAUGAUAAUAGAUGCUCAUUACAAACCGCACAGACCGCUAUGUCCUUCAGAAAGCUGAGAGGAGAUGUGCUUGACCUCAACUAACCGUUCUGCCCCACACUCAUUCACCACUAUCAACAGAGUUCAGAAUGGAGGAGGAGGGUCUUUAGGGGGAAAUUAGGAGAAAUGUGGAACAGAACAGUGAUGUAUUGAGCUCACAAGAAGAGAGGCGAGAAAAACAGCGAUGACAGUCAAAAGAGUGGCCUUAUGCUUCCUGAUGAUUCAAAGCAUCUUUAAAGGUAUAAGAGUGAAGGCAAACAAAGUGGAUGUUUGUGCCUCUUGUCAUCAAAACGCUACCUGUGAUGAUAAAACUGACGGAUCUGGGGGGAAAGUGUGCAACUGCAUGUAUGGAUUUGUCGGCAACGGAAGGACUCAUUGCCAAGAUAAAGAUGAGUGUCAGCUGGGUAGAAUCUGUGGCGAUCACACUAAGUGUCACAACACGCACGGCAGCUAUUACUGCACCUGUCUUGCCGGCUACAGCCCGUCCAAUCACAUGAACACAUUCAUACCCAAUGAUGGAACGUACUGCCAUGAUCUGGACGAGUGCAGCGUGCAGGGGGUCUGUGGUGAAGGAGGUCUCUGCCAAAACACAGAGGGAGAUUUCACCUGCUCCUGUCAGAUCGGUUACACAGUCCAGGAUGGACCAGAACCCUUUAAUCCAAACCGAGACGCAGCUUACUGCAAGGUGAUAGAUUGCGGGUCUCCUCCUUCAGUCCUCCACGCCGACCGGCUCUCCCCCACUAUCACACACUACAGCAGUGAACUCCAGUACGGCUGCCGGGAGGGAUUUCAGUGGAAGAGAGGACAGAAUUCAUCCGUCUGUGGUCUGGAUGGAAAGUGGCACGGACCAAGUUUGGUCUGUGAAGAAGUGGACUGUGGAGAACCUCAUGUUAUGCCUCAGUCAAAAAUGGUUUGGAAUAACAUAUCUCGAAUGGGAUCAUUGGCGCUGUAUGUGUGUGACCCACAGUUUUAUAACAGUGGACGUGAGAAUGUGUCAGUAUGUACUGCUCAUGGGACUUGGAGCCGUCCUGACUUCCAGUGUGAAGAGAUACAAUGCGGUUCUCCUCCGGUCCUGCCUCACUCAGUGUUGUUCUGGAACGGUGUCAGUAAGAUUGGUUCUGUGGCUCUGUAUAACUGUGUAACUGGAUAUCACAGUUUGGAUACAGGAAAUGUGUCCGUGUGUAAAACCGACGGUCAGUGGAGUAACCCAGACUAUUCCUGUGAAGAGAUUGUGUGUGGGGAGCCUCCUAUUUUGCCCCUCACUGUACAGAUAUGGAAUGGCAGAGUCACAUUUAACAGCACUGUAACAUAUCACUGCAAACACGGUUACUAUCCUAAACAAGGACAUAAUAUAUCUGUGUGCGCUGAGAACGGUUAUUGGACAAAACCUACUCUGUUGUGUGAAGAGGUGAACUGUGGCAUACCGCCUUCUCCCCCCCUCUCUGUUAUGAUAUGGAGAGGAGACACUAAAGUUGGAUCUAGUGUGUCUUAUAAGUGCACUGAAGGAUUUCAUAAUGUUAGGGAAGGAGAUACGUCAGUUUGCGAUUCAGAGGGAAUCUGGAGUGAGCCUGAUUUUCUGUGCCAAGAAGUAGACUGUGGGGUCCCCGUCUCACUACCUCACUCAGUUGUGUUGUGGAAUAGCAGCUCCAGUCUGGGCUCUGUGGCCCUCUAUGUGUGUGAAGCUGGAUAUCGCACUGUGGGUGAAGGGAAUGUGUCACUGUGUAACUCAAAUGCAAAGUGGAGCAAAGUUAACAUGCGAUGUGAAGAGAUAAACUGUGGACCUCCCCCAGAAUUCCCACUAACAGAUAUAAAGUGGAAGAAAGCAUCUGUACUGGGCAGUGUGGUUCAGUACAAAUGUAAAUAUGGACUCAAACAGGAGAGUGACAAAAACACGUCAACAUGUACAUCAGAUGGAACAUGGGAAAAAGUGUCUGUAACGUGUAUAGCACAUUGUGGCCCUGCACCAGAGGUGCCGCACGCAGAGGUAGCAUGGGACAACAACACUGCAGUGAUCCACCGCUGUGUUGAAGGACACUACAGACACACAGGAAGUGACAUUUCAAUAUGCGACAUCACAGGAAAGUGGCAGAUAGCCACCCUGCAUUGCAAAGAGCUAAAACUGAUAAUUAAUGAUCUGGUGGUGAUUAAUGAAAGAUGUCUGCACUGGAAUGCAGAGAACGAGGGAUAUAGGGAGAAAUACACAGUGACGUUUGUUGGAUUGCGAGAGUUUGAUCGGCUGUUCAAUGACAGGAGAAAAAAGAUGUUCAGCUCCAUGGCCCUGUUGCCUGUUCUUUGUUUAAAUCUCUUGCCUGCUACAAACUACACCAUAACCAUUACAGCCGAGUCCACACGAGCCACGUCUACAGUGACAGCAAACACUAGCAUACCAGUCCCCCCCACACCAGUAAUCACAUACAGUGAAGUAGAGGCUUCAUCGCCCACUCUCAGAUUACGGAGAUCGACCAACACACUUGACUCAAUAUGUAUGUACCAGGUGUUCGUGUUCCCAGUCGAGGGCGUGAUGCUGUUUGACUGCAGCUCGUCUGUAAGUCCGCGGUUCUUCUCGCAGCAGAGAUGUGACCGAGGGUACGUCACGGCCCAGAUCCAGCUCAGCGGUCUGAGUGCAGAACUGAACUUCACUGUCGGGGAUCAGCAGCUCUAUGGAGACUUCUUCAACGCACCUCUGGAAAACGGAAAAGACUAUUAUAUUAUCCUCCGCACUGUGUGUCAGUGGGGAAAGUCUAGAACACAGUCUUGUGUAAUCUGGGCUAAGGCCAGAGGAACAUCCUACAUCAUGAAGAUGUCUGCUCUUGUAACUGUUGGAUCCAUAAGUGCCGUUGGCUCAGUCAUUGUCAUAGGAUACUGGUACAGCUGGUACUGUAAAAAGUCCAGUCCCAGAUUUUUUUCUCCAGUUUUAUAAACAUGAUUAUUUUGUUCUGAAAUAAAGCUGAACUGUUUGCGAUACUGA